GGGUAUAUUGAGUGAAUGGACCCACGAGUUUUGGAACAACUUCGCCGCAGAGAAGUCAGCUGCCUAGAAACACUGACAACAACAAAGAUGUCGCAGACGCUCGCCUACAUCGUGAUAAUCGCUCUUAUUGCUAAUCUCUUAUCAGUUUCCGGCCUGCGUUGUCACCAGUGCAACUCACAUGAUAGUGAGGACUGCGCCACCCUCGUGGUGAAUACGCCACGCGCCCAGCGGGACGAUCAAUUCUUGAGGGACUGUGCGCCCAAGGGGGAUGAGCAGGCGUUCUGCCGCAAGACGAUCAUUCAGCUGGAAGUGAAUGAGGAGCGGCGCAUCGAGCGUAGCUGCGGCUGGAUACAGGAGAAAAUGCAUAAUGCCUGCUUCACGGCCGACAACGAGGGCUACAAGCAGACCAUUUGCACCUGCAGCGAGGAGGGCUGCAAUGCAGCACCGGCGUUAGCCAGUCCCGCUUCCUUCAUGACCACAAUUCUUUGCCUGGCCGCCUCUCUCGGCUGUUUGCUGCGGCACUGAGGCCGCGCAUUCCAUCAUUCGAAAACCUAAUAGCAUUAUCCAUCAGCCUAUCAGUCUAUGUUUAAAUAUAUCUUCCAUUUUGUCUACUUUAAGUAUAUAGUCCAUACUUGUCUGUGUAUUUCAUAAUUAUACAAGUAUUCUACUAAAAUUUGCAGAUCGUUUU
Messenger RNA from Drosophila navojoa, 688 nucleotides. RefSeq lists its product as uncharacterized. Gene Ontology annotation, biological process: sleep; positive regulation of voltage-gated potassium channel activity; regulation of synaptic transmission, cholinergic. Lineage: Eukaryota; Metazoa; Arthropoda; Insecta; Diptera; Drosophilidae. The record is from RefSeq and is a predicted model, not a curated record.